AACUCCUCUUGAAAUUCAGAUUAUCCUUUGGGGAGUCUAAUUAAUGUAAAUCUUUUCUUGGGAGGAUUUUAGCGUAUUCAAUUGACCCCCACAGACACAAGUACGAUGCGCUGCAGCUUAACUUGGAGAAAAUUUGAUCCGGGGAACCCCAUUUGUACCGACCUCGUACACCCAACAGGGCACCAAAACAAUACAAAGAGAUUGAAAAGUGCCCCCACAUUAACUCAUUUUUGUAUUCAACAAAUAGGCAUGAUCAUACAAUAUAAGAAACGGCAAAAGGAAAGGAAAAAGCUCAAAUCUCGUCAUGUUUGUUUAUUAUUCCCCCAGGAUAAAUUCCAAACAGCGAGCAAUCAGGUUAUUCCAGGAAACCUAAUUUUUCCAUGGGUGUUUUUCCAGCACGGCGAAUUAUCCCGAUUACAGCUGAAUAAAUUCUUCGUAGUUGAGAAGGGUUAUUGGAUUAAUUACAACACCGCGAACUUGAUGACUAUGGGCAACCUAACCUUAGAAUGACAGUUCGCAGUGUCUAAAUACGUAGAGUGGGCCCUCUUGACUUCGGGGGAUCUAUCUACUCUUUGGGAACUUUUAGGCCGUCUCACACUUCUGUACACCAAAC
Molecule: messenger RNA, 613 nt
Organism: Hyphopichia burtonii NRRL Y-1933
Lineage: Eukaryota; Fungi; Ascomycota; Pichiomycetes; Serinales; Debaryomycetaceae
Exons: 1
Coding region: 106-510 (134 amino acids)
Source: RefSeq, a predicted model, not a curated record